Messenger RNA from Corylus avellana, 4768 nucleotides. RefSeq names its product topoisomerase II (gene TOPII). The record is from RefSeq and is a predicted model, not a curated record. Lineage: Eukaryota; Viridiplantae; Streptophyta; Magnoliopsida; Fagales; Betulaceae. Gene Ontology annotation, molecular function: DNA topoisomerase type II (double strand cut, ATP-hydrolyzing) activity; DNA binding; ATP binding. Gene Ontology annotation, biological process: sister chromatid segregation; resolution of meiotic recombination intermediates; DNA topological change. Gene Ontology annotation, cellular component: nucleus.
CCCUCCUCAGAGACACCUCCUCUGUGUCCCAAACAAAUCAAGAACUCUCUCUCUCUCUCUCUCUCAACAAGAAACGCCUGCAAUGGCGAUCGACAAGAGACGCCCUCUCCAGCCCAGCGACGCCGCCAACAUGGACCCACCUCCCAACCCCACCACCGGUAAAACCAUCGAAGAAAUGUACCAGAAGAAGACCCAGCUCGAGCACAUCCUCCUCCGCCCUGACACCUACAUCGGCUCCAUUGAAAAGCACACCCAAACCCUCUGGGUCUUCGACUCCGUCUCCAACCUCAUGGUCAACCGCCCCGUCACCUUCGUCCCCGGCCUCUACAAGAUCUUCGACGAGAUCCUCGUCAACGCCGCCGACAACAAGCAGCGCGACCCCUCCAUGGAUUCCCUCAAGGUCGUCAUCGACGCCGAUGCCAACUCUAUCAGCGUAUGUAACAACGGAGAUGGGGUUCCUGUCGAGAUCCACCAGGAGGAGAAGGUGUACGUGCCGGAAUUGAUCUUCGGUCACUUGCUCACCAGCAGUAAUUACGAUGACACACAGAAGAAGACUACCGGCGGUCGCAACGGCUAUGGAGCCAAGCUCACCAACAUCUUCUCGACUGAGUUCAUCAUCGAGACCGCCGAUGGAAAGCGCCAGAAGAAGUACAAGCAGGUAUUCUCUAAUAACAUGGGAAAGAAAUCUGAGCCGGUCAUAACCAAGUGCAAGGAGAAUGAGAACUGGACGAAGGUGACAUUUAAGCCUGACUUAGAAAAAUUUAACAUGACCCAUCUUGAGGAUGAUGUGGUUGCACUAAUGAAGAAGCGUGUGAUUGACUUGGCCGGUUGCCUUGGAAAGUCUGUGAAGGUUGAACUGAAUGGAAAUCGGGUCCCUGUAAAAUCAUUUACUGAUUAUGUUAAUCUCUACUUAGAUUCCGCUGCUCAAUCUAAACCCGAGAAACCUCCAAGCUAUCAUGUGAAAGUUAGUGAUAGGUGGGAGAUAUGUGUGAGCCUUAGUGAUGGGCAGUUUCAACAGGUCAGCUUUGUGAAUUCGAUUGCAACAAUCAAGGGUGGAACCCAUGUUGAUUACGUCACUAGUCAAAUUACAAACUAUGUGAUGAAUUUUGUAAACAAGAAGAACAAGAGUGCCAAUGUCAAGGCCCAUAAUGUGAAGAGCUACUUGUGGGUUUUUGUCAAUGCUCUUAUUGACAAUCCUGCUUUUGAUUCCCAAACUAAGGAAACUCUGACGCUUCGUCAUAGCAGUUUCGGGUCCACGUGUGAGCUUUCAGAAGAGUUUCUGAAGAAAGUCACAAAGUCUGGAAUUGUGGAUAGUCUCCUGUCGUGGGCAAAUUUCAAGCAGAGCAAAGAUCUUAAGAAAAGUGAUGGAACAAAGACAGAGAAGAUUCAUGGAAUUGAAAAGCUGGAUGAUGCUAACAAAGCUGGGGGGAAGGAAUCCAAACAAUGUACCUUGAUUUUAACCGAAGGAGAUUCAGCCAAGGCUCUUGCUUUGGCUGGUCUUGCUGCUGUGGGUCGAGAUUACUAUGGUGUGUUCCCAUUGAGAGGUAAAUUGCUCAAUGUGCGGGAAGCCACCAUUAAACAGCUCAAAGAGAACAAAGAAAUUGGGUACAUCAAGCAGAUUCUUGGACUGCAGCAGAAUAAAGAAUACGCCAAUGUCGAGUCCUUGAGAUAUGGUCAUUUGAUGAUAAUGACUGAUCAGGAUCAUGAUGGUUCCCACAUCAAAGGGUUGUUGAUCAACUUCAUUCAUUCUUACUGGCCAUCACUGUUAAAAGUUCCUUCUUUCUUAAUUGAGUUUAUAACUCCCAUUGUGAAGGCAACCCACAAAAAUGGGACACAAUUAUCGUUUUAUACCAUGCCUGAGUACGAGUCGUGGAAGGAAAGUUUGAGGGGGAAAGCAAGUGGCUGGUCUAUCAAGUACUAUAAGGGGUUGGGAACAAGCACAUCAAAGGAAGGGAGGGAGUACUUCUCAAAUCUUGAGAUGCACAGGAAAGAUUUUAUUUGGGAAGAUGACCAAGAUGGGGAGGCCAUUGAGCUGGCAUUCAGUAAGAAGAAGAUAGAAGAGAGGAAGAAUUGGCUCAGGCGGUUUGAGCCCGGCACUCACCUUGAUCAGGAGGCGAAGCUCAUAAAAUACAGUGACUUUGUCAACAAGGAGCUUAUAUUGUUUUCCAUGGCAGAUCUCCAAAGGUCUAUUCCUUCCAUGGUUGAUGGCCUGAAGCCGGGUCAAAGGAAGAUUAUUUUCUCCUCCUUUAAGAAGAAUUUUAUCAAGGAAGCAAAAGUUGCACAGUUUUCUGGUUAUGUAUCUGAACAUUCAGCCUAUCAUCACGGUGAGCAGAGUCUUCAAAGUACCAUCGUUGGAUUGGCACAAGACUUUGUGGGCAGCAACAACAUUAACCUUCUUCUACCAAGUGGCCAGUUUGGAACUCGUAAUUAUGGAGGCAAAGACCAUGCGAGUGCUAGGUACAUAUUUACUCAGCUUUCUCCUAUCACACGGUUUCUGUUCCAUAAGGAUGAUGACGACCUUCUUAAUUACUUGAAUGAAGAUGGGCAAUCAAUUGAACCAACUUGGUAUAUGCCAAUUAUCCCAAUGGUUCUUGUCAAUGGUAGUGAAGGAAUUGGAACUGGUUGGAGCUCUUACAUUCCCAAUUAUAACCCAAGAGACAUCAUCGCAAAUCUUAGGCGCUUGUUGGAGGGUGAUACCAUGGAGCCUAUGGAUCCAUGGUAUAGAUGGUUUAAAGGAACUAUUGAGAAAGCUGCAAAGGAAACUGGGAACAGCUAUACUGUUAGUGGAAUUAUAGAGGAAGUGAACGAGACGACACUCAAGAUAACGGAGCUGCCACUUCGUAGGUGGACCCAGGAUUACAAGGAAUUUCUGGAAUCUAUUUCUUCAAGUAAUAAAGAAUGCAAGGAUCCUCUAAUUGAGGAUUUUGGCAUGUAUUGUGACGAUGUAACAGUAGACUUUGACAUCUUCUUGACCCAAGAGAACUUGGUCAGGGCCAAGCAAGAGGGUUUGCUGAAGAAAUUUAAACUAACCACCUCAAUUAGCACAAGUAACAUGCACCUGUUUGACCCAGAAGGCGUGAUAAAGAAGUAUGACACCCCAGAACAAAUUCUUGAAGAUUUUUUUCCCCUAAGACUUGAAUAUUAUGAGAAAAGAAAGAAAUUUUUAUUGGACAAACAUGAAAUGGAAUUGUUGAAGUUGGAAAACCAGGCUAGGUUUAUCCUUGCAGUUGUAAAUGGAGAGAUCAUUGUGAGCAACAGGAAGAGAGCUGAUCUGUUUAAUGAGCUGAAAAUAAAAGGUUUUACUCCUUUGCCAAAGAAAACUAAAUCUGUUGAACCAGAGGUUGCUGGGGCAAUUGAUGACACUGGAGAAGCAGAAGAGAACUCUGAUGCGGUUAGCAUAAUACCUAUCAGUGAUUACCAGUAUCUACUGGACAUGGCGAUUGGAAACUUGACCGUUGAGAGAGUUCAGAAGCUAUGUGCUGACAGGGACAAACUCAAAGAGGAGGUUGAGGAUUUAAGGAAGGAAACUCCACGGUCUUUUUGGAUGAAAGAUCUGGAUGCUCUGGAGAGGCAGCUUGAUGAGCUAGAAGAAAAUGAUGCUCAAUCAGAGGAGCUGAGAAAGGAAAUGAGAAACAAAGCAAAAGGUAAAGCAGCUAUGAAGUCUAGAAAAGCAGCACCCAAGAACCCACGCAAGGACAAUAAGAAGGCAAAUAAUGCAGAAUCAGUUGCAGAAACCAUCUCAAGAUCAUCUACAUCUGCAAUGGAAAUUGAGAAAGCUCCUAAGGUGGUGAAACCCAGAGGCAGAGGGCCCUCUAAAAAAGCUCCUGCUAAGCAGGAAAAGCCCACUUUAGUCUUGAAUGAUGAGGAUGAUGAUGAGGAUGACGAAGUGCUUGAGCUUAAAGAACGACUUGCUGCCUAUAACCUUGAUUCAUCUCCUGAUCAAUCAGCAGCUAUGGAGACUGAAGUGCCCAAAGUACCAGCCAGGAAGAAAGAACCCAGCAAAAGGACUGCUGCGCAGAAGAAGCCAUUGGUCACUGUUGUAGAGGUUUCUGGUGAUGAUGAUGAUGAUGAUGAUGAAAAGAAUAAUUCUGAUGAUGAAGACUUUGAUAUUGAAGUUGUUGCUGCCCAAGAAUCAGGAAAAAAGGGAGGCAGAAAACCGGCUGCAAAUGCCAAGGCAGCUAAGGCCCCUGUAGCAGCAAAGAAGAGAGAGGCACCCAAGAAACAACAGCCUAAGACAUUGGGCCAGAAGCUUGUAACUGACAUGUUUAAGCCUGCUGCGAAUUCGAUGUUUUCGCCGGAGAAGAAAGUGAGAAAGAUGAGGGAAUCUCCCUUCAACAAAAAAAGUGGUUCUGUGUUGGGCAAGGUUGGUGGGGAAAAUGAGGCAACUGGAAGUGAACCUUCUACUUCUGCCAGUACUGAAGAAUCGGUAGAAGUUGCGCCUGCAAGAGCAAGACCUCAGAGGGUGAACCGCAAGCAAACAAGAUAUGUGCUGAGUGACUCUGAAAGUGAAAAUUCCCCUGUUGAUACCGACUUUGAUGAAAAGGAAGAGGACUAGAUUAGUUGUUCUGUUGAGGAGCUGACUGAAAACUUGAAACGGGAAUUCAAUCUCAUUCCCCUGAAUACAUUUGUACUCUGUUUCUCUUGUAGUUGGUGCUUUGAUUUUCUGCUAGAUUGUGUUUCCUAGCAACUGUCACUGUAUGUUGUGACUCGUUGGGUUGGAAGGAUAUUUUUCCCCCUUGCAAUUGAAUUAUGCAGUUUAACCGUGCAA